AUGUUCGCCAACUCCGUCCGCCGCCAGCUCGCGGCCGCGACCCGCUCCUCAGCUCGUCGCGCAUCCACCUCAUCCUCCACCGCCUCGUCCUCCUCGUCCUCCUCUCCCCUCUGGCGACGCGUUCGCCUCACCGCCGGCGCGACCGCGCUCGCCGCGACCUCCUACUACCUCGGCGCGCUCUACCCGCCCGAGUUCGCCCACCUCCUCUCCCCGCGCAGCGCCCCGCCCCCGCUGUGCCCAGACGACCCCGCCGCGCUCGCGCACGUCGCCGCGCUCGAGGAGGAGCUCCACAAGCUGCCCGUGCUCCUGGCGCACCGCGCCCAGACGGGCGAGGACGACUGGUACGAGGCGCGCCCGUACCUCAACAUCCCCGAGGAGCGCCGCGUCAACAGCCUCACCGCGGGCACCCUCAAGGGCCCCGGCAAGCUGGCGGUCGCGCCGCUCGUGCGCGCGCGCCACGACGCGCGUGAGAACUGGAUCUUCAUCCACGUCGGACGCGCGCUCUGCGGGCACGAGGGGGUCAUCCACGGGGGGCUGCUCGCGACGCUGUUGGACGAGAGCCUGGCGCGAGUGGCGCUCCUGAACCUCCCCGAGAAGGUCGGCGUAACGGCCAACCUGACGAUUAACUACAAGGCGCCGACCCGCGCCGACCAGUUCAUCGUCAUCAAGGUGCGGCUGAUCGAGGCCCAGGGGCGGAAGUCCCGGGUGGAGGGCACGGUCGAGGACAUGUCGGGCAAUGUCCUCGUGGAAUCCAAUGCUCUGUUCGUGCAGCCGCGGUACGCCAAGCUGCUGAACUCGACGGCUGUGCGGUCGAUGCUGGGCGAGCCUCCCAAGACGAAAAAGGAGAUCUCGCCAGAAGGCACGCCGCAGCCCGUCCACCUUCCAGGCGGCGCACAAACACUAGUGAAGAAUGACAGUUAG
Molecule: messenger RNA, 921 nt
Organism: Epithele typhae
Lineage: Eukaryota; Fungi; Basidiomycota; Agaricomycetes; Polyporales; Epitheliaceae
Product: Thioesterase/thiol ester dehydrase-isomerase
Exons: 3
Coding region: 1-921 (306 amino acids)
Source: RefSeq, a predicted model, not a curated record